Molecule: messenger RNA, 789 nt
Organism: Salvia hispanica
Lineage: Eukaryota; Viridiplantae; Streptophyta; Magnoliopsida; Lamiales; Lamiaceae
Source: RefSeq, a predicted model, not a curated record
UUUUAUUCCAAAUCCUAAAUAUAACCCACACAUUCCUCCACCAUUCCAAAUUCACUUCCCCUUUUCCCUUUCGAAAAUCCAAUUCAACAUUUUCCACUCAUUUCUCUAAUUUUUCUGCCUCUAUCUACGAACCAAGGAACGCCUCCUUAUCUCUCUAUCUCUCAUCCAACAAAAACAAAGGCAGAUGGGGCAUAAGAGAGACAAGGAAGAAACCGAGCUGAAGGUCGCGGAAAAUCUACCGAUAUGCAGUCCACCUCAGACGAUCGCCGCUCCUCCGCCGCAUCUCCCCGCCGCCAGGCUACCGGAGACCGCAGAUGCGGCGUCCGACCGGAGAGCUGGAUCCGCGGCGGCUCCGGAAAGGCCCGAUCUGGAGAUUCGAGUAGCGGUGAAGAGGCCUAGAGAGAAAGAGGUCACCCGCUGCUCCGGAUCGGGCUGCAGGAAGCGGAUCGGGUUGGUCGGUUUCCGGUGCAGGUGCGGCCACAUGUUCUGCUCGGAGCACAGGUACUCAGAUCGGCACGACUGCAGCUUCGACUACAAGGCAGCCGGCCGAGACGCGAUCGCGAAGGAGAAUCCGGUCAUCAGAGCGGCGAAGCUCCUCAAAGUUUGACGCGGAUUUUCGAUGAAUGAAUUCUGUGUAUCGGUGCGAGGCGUGUGAUUUGUUUGUUGUAAAUUUGGUUGGGUGUUGGGGGUAUUGUUGUCAUUUCGUUACUUUAUAUUAUCAGAUAAAUGGCUGUCGAAAUUCUUGUAACGAAUAUUAGUAAUUAAUUUAUUAAAGGUAUAUUUUUUUCA